Molecule: messenger RNA, 3522 nt
Organism: Musa acuminata subsp. malaccensis (wild Malaysian banana)
Lineage: Eukaryota; Viridiplantae; Streptophyta; Magnoliopsida; Zingiberales; Musaceae
Source: RefSeq, a predicted model, not a curated record
AUGGAGUUCGAGAAGCGGAAGGCGGCGGUCAUGGCGACGCUAGCGGCGCAGGCGCCGGACAAAUCGCCGAAGGGGGCGGUGGACGCGCCCAUCGUCCCCGUCCUCGACGCCCUCAACCGCCACCACUCAUACUUCACUACAAGCUCUUGCUCCGGCCGCAUCUCCAUCCUCGCCCACGGCCGUCGCCCGGCCCCCGACGCCGGAGCCGUUGAAGGCGACGGAAAUAAGACUGCGUCUAAGAAGAAGGCCGCCGGCGGCAGUUGGCUCUUCGUCAGCCACGACCCUGCCGACCCGGCCGCCGUCGUCGACCUUCUCUUCGGCAGCCCUGAGAAGUCCGUAGAGGGGGAUCUGGUGUUCCGUUUUGAGCCUCUAAUCAUCGCGGUCGAGUGCCGGGAUGUCGCUGCGGCGCAGGUGCUUGUUUCCACCGCGAUUUCUUGUGGGUUUAGAGAGUCGGGCAUAACAAACACUCAAAAGCGUAUUAUGGUUGCUAUAAGAUGUUCUAUUCGUUUGGAGGUGCCACUGGGACAAAUGGAUCAUAUUCUGGUGACAGCACAGUAUGUCCAUUACCUUGUUACUAUUGCUAAUGAUAAGAUGGAAAUAAAUAGAAAAAGAACAGAAAGCUUUCUCCACGUUUUGCAAUGCAAGGGCCUCUCAGGAUCAUCAAAGGAAAUUAUCGAUUGUAGCCAAGAGGAUUGCAAUCAGAUGGUUGGCAAAGGGAAUUCAUUAGAUAUUGAAGCCAAGACAAAUGUCUCUCGGGCUACUACAACACUAAAUAGGAAUAAAGCUGUAACACCUGGUGAGGAUAUUGGAGGGGGAAGCAGAUUCAAGUCUGCUGGGCAUUUGGAAGAGAAAGGCAAUGAUGCUACUCCUAAGGAAUUGUUAGAAGAAUCAGUCCAUUAUCAUGAAGUGGAAACUGGAUACUCUGAAAUGGCUACUAGCACCGAUUAUACUUUAGGUAAACUAACAGAUGCAUACUUGUUCAAAGCACACCACUGUUUCUGCUAUAGAUUAAGUUACAAUUUGUCAACAGAGAUAUCAGGAACUUCCAGGAGCUCUCUUUCAGUUGUCAUGUUAAAGAUUGUUGGUGAACCAAUCGAAAAGCUCUCCCUAUGGGGUCAGUCAGCUUGUGCUUUAAAUAUCAAAGGAAAGGAACAGGUAAUUGUCUUUGGUGGUUUCGGAGGUUUGGGACGUCAUGCACGAAGUAAUUAUUCACUUUUGCUGGAUCCUCAAUCUGGACUGUUGAGAAAAAUUGAAGUUGCAAGUUCACCACCUCCACGUAUGGGUCAUACGUCUUCACUUGUGGGGAGCAGUAUUUUUGUUAUCGGAGGAAGGGCUGGUCCCUUGGAGAUUCUUAAUGAUGUGUGGGUUCUUGAAACUACUGAAAAUCGAUGGUCUUUACUAGAUUGUAGUGGCCAAGUCUUUAAUCCAAGGCACCGCCAUGCUGCUGUGACUAUGGACUCAAAAAUAUAUGUCUUUGGUGGCCUUAAUAAUGAAGUGAUCUACUCCUGCAUGAAUGUUCUAGACACUCAAACCAUGAAGUGGAGUGAGGUUAACAUCUCUGGAGAAUGGCCUUGUGCUCGUCAUUCACAUUCUAUGGUUGCAAUUGGCUCUCAGUUGUUCAUGUUUGGGGGUUAUGAUGGUGAGAAGGCACUAGGUGAUCUCUACAGUUUUGAUGGCAAAACUUUACGGUGGAAAAGGGAAAAGACAACAGGAAGAGCUCCUUUUCCUAGAUUUUCACAUUCAAUGUUUGUGUACAAAACUUAUCUUGGCAUUAUAGGCGGCUGUCCUGUGAGGCAACACUAUCAAGAGUUGAGUUUGCUGAACCUGACUUGUCAUGUUUGGGUGCAUGUGACCAUUGACUCUUUUGGUAGAGAACUUUGGGUUCGAAGCUCCACCUGUGUAGUCGAUGAUGAACUUGUUAUUAUUGGUGGUGGAGCAUCAUGCUAUGCAUUUGGGACAAAGUUUAACCAGCCAAUGAAAAUAAACUUACAAUUGUUAGAAUCUACUGGUUACCUCUGUCCUGAAACAGAAUAUCAGUCGGUUAUACAAUAUAACAAGACAAACAUGCUCGGGAGUUCACUCUGCAACAAUUAUCCACACGGGGCCUCUUGUGAUUCUGAACCAAACAAAUUGGUUGAUAGGUCUUGUAAUGGAAAUGGGCAUGACACUAAAGAGUAUGUUCUACAAAUCAAGAAAAAUUGUGCUAAAUUUGCCAAGGAUGUAAUCAAGAAGUUUGGAUAUCUGGAUCUCUCAAGAAAUGUUCAACCAAGUCCAGAUGGCUUCUAUAUUUGUUUACCAAUCACUCGGGAAUUUUAUGGUUUAGUACAGGAAAAGCAACUGACUCAACUAAAUGACACUAAUGACUAUUCUGAUAACUUCCAUGCAUAUCUGAAGGACCAUUCUGUAAAUGAGGUCUCUCUGUCAACAGCAUUGAGCAUCUUGUUAUCAUGUGGAGGUUCUUUACUAAUAGACAAUGUAGCCUGCAGCAAGAAGUUUCACAAAUCUCCACAAAAGACACUGAGAGAAUCUGUGUGCUCUUUGUUAACUGAAAAAGGGAUGCCUUUACAACUGUUGGAGCAGAUACCUGCAAGGUGGGAGCAUCUAGGGGACAUUAUUGUUCUUCCAAAAACUGCUUUUAUGGAUCCUAGAUGGGAUUCUGUUGGAGAAGAACUUUGGCCUAUUGUUGCUAAAUCUCUUGGUGCCCAGCGGUUAGCACGUCAAGGUCGAAUUUUGCCGACUGGGACAAGGGACAGCACAUUAGAAAUUCUUCUGGGAGAGAAUGGCCGGGUGACACAUCAUGAAAAUGGAAUCAUCUACUCCUUUGAUGCAACAAAAUGCAUGUUUUCUUCAGGGAACCUCUCUGAAAAGCGUCGCAUUGCUCAAUUGGAUUGUGCAGAUGAAAUUAUUGUGGAUUUGUUUGCUGGAAUUGGAUAUUUUGUUCUUCCAUUUCUUGUUAAAGCUAGGGCAAAGCUGGCUUAUGCAUGCGAGUGGAAUCCUCAUGCCAUAGAGGCUCUUCAGCAAAAUGUUCAUAUCAAUUCUGUGGCCGACCGAUGCAUCAUACUUGAGGGAGAUAAUCGCAUUACAGCUCCUAGAGGGGUUGCUAAUCGUGUCUGCCUUGGUCUCCUACCUUCAAGUGAGUGCAGCUGGAAUGUUGCUGUAAGGGCUUUAAGGGCUGAAGGUGGCAUCCUUCAUGUGCAUGGAAAUGUCAAUGACUCCGAAGAGUCCUCAUGGUUGGAACAUGUCAUAAAAUCCAUAAGCAACAUCGCCUGUUCUGAAGGUUUACUUUGGGAUGUCUCAAUACACCACCUGGAGCGAGUAAAGUGGUAUGGGCCUCACAUACGGCAUCUUGUUGCCGACAUAAGAUGCAAACAAUUGUAGAUUAGAUGUGCGGAAACAAAUUUCAAAUUUUGGAAGUGAAGCAGAUGUAGUGAGUGUAUUACAACAUCAGAGUUGCCCGGUACUGUACUGAACAAUCUUUUGUAUGAUGUUGUAUUGAAUUAUAUUCAAUCUUGUUUGCGUCCA